Linum tenue is the source of this 3030-nucleotide messenger RNA. Lineage: Eukaryota; Viridiplantae; Streptophyta; Magnoliopsida; Malpighiales; Linaceae. The record is from the annotation of a GenBank genome assembly.
AUAGAAAAUUUCAUAGAGAAUUGGAGGAAGAAGAAGAAGAGCCGGCAUUUAGGAAAUCUUGAAAUCGCCCAAACCAUAGUUGUGGAAGGGAAGGGAAGGGGGAACCUUGGAAGGAACAAAUCCAAAAAAAAAAAACAAAGAAAAAAGGUAGUAGAAAGAAAUAGAGAGGGUUUGGGGGAGGGAAUCAAACAACAUAAACAAAUUCCAUCACCGCCAUCAACAGAAAACCCACGAACAAAUCUCUUUCUUCCUCCUAUUUUCUAUCAUCCCUUCUGUUUUGGGCUGUAAAGUUUCUGAUUGCCCAUUCUCUAUUUGGUAUAGGGAUGAUGAACUUGGUGAAUGAGAAUUGAGAAAUUCUUGCACUCUACUUGUUUGAUAAUUUUCUCCUGAAAAUAUAACAUAGGAAAAGAGAACACGACGGAGGAAGAGCAAUAUUGGAAGAAUACAACAAGGAAUCGGAGGGGAAAUAAAAUGUCAAACUCGGCGGAGUUGCCGAGUCUCGAACAAAAUUUCUCAGUUGUUUCCAAGGCGGAUGAUAAUUCCACAGAAGGUUCAGAUACUACUACAACAGUCGUUUCCCCUCCUCCACCCGAUGAUGGCUCCACGUCUCCGUCUUCAGGCGAUGGAGGAUCUGAUUCAGGUUCCAAAGCCUCUCCUCCCGCUAAUAACAAAACAAAUAAUGAAACUAGCAAUGGUUCACCGUCACCACCGCCGCCAUCGGGGUCAAAUUCUAGCAAUAAUCAAGGAUCUGCGGACGCUCCUGAUGACUCGGGAACGCCACCGCCUCCACCACCCUCAUCGUCGAAAACUCCAUCGACCGCAAAAUCACCUCCCGUGUCGCAAAAUUCCGGGUCCAAUUCUCCUACCCCUUCUCCUCCCCCGCCUCCUUCUAACUCAGGAAACCAAUCUCCUCCCUCGUCAACGGGUCAGCCAUCUCCACAAAGUGGUGGGAAAUCACCACCCCAACCAUCGACAGGAAAACCCAAUAAUCCCCAGACACCUUCCGGCGAUGGUUCUCCUCCUGCCCCAAGGACGCAAACAGCUACCCCAACACCGUCAGGGACACCUUCUGUGCCGCUAAGUUCAGGAGGGUUCAAUCCUCCCCCGGCAAUUGGGUCCCCACCAGGUCAGGGUGGAUCUGAAACCAGCCCUACUCGCGGAAACGUGCCUAGUAGUGCCUCUUCGGCAUCCCAAGAUGGUUCGAUUGAUUCGGCUUCGAAUUCAAAAGCAACAGGAAAUUCUGGAAACUCUAGUAAUGGGAACGGGAAUUCGGCUACCACGGCUAUAAUUGUGGCAAGCACAGUGGUGGUCAGCGUCAUACUCAUCGCACUUAUCGCAGUCAUCAUCGCUACUAGGAAGAAAAAAAGACGCCAUGACCCUCCUUAUGCUCCUCCUUACAUGACUCCUCCCAAUAAUUUCUCUGCAAUGCAACAAUCGGCAGACCCAUACUAUUACGGACAAGCAGGUGGUCCGCAUUCAAUGGGUUACUCUAGUCAGAACCACUCGUAUGCGUCACAACAAAAUUCAGGGGCGUUUAGCGGAGGAAGCCAGAGAGGCAUGAGCUCUGGCCCGGAUUCAGGGCUCAUCGGAGGGGGGAAGUCCUUCUUCAGCUACGAAGAGGUGAUGGAAAUGACGCGUGGAUUUUCUCGUGAGAACAUUAUAGGGGAAGGCGGAUUUGGAUGUGUGUUCAAAGGGUGGCAACCCGAUGGGAAAAUGGUGGCCGUGAAGCAGCUCAAGGCAGGGAGUGGACAGGGAGAUCGAGAGUUCAAGGCCGAGGUCGAGAUAAUUAGUCGCGUCCACCAUCGCCACCUCGUAUCUUUGGUUGGUUACAGCAUGUCAGAUGCUCAAAGGCUACUCAUUUACGAGUUCCUUCCCAAUAACACCCUUGAGUAUCACUUGCAUGCAAAAGGGCCAGGGUUGGAUUGGUCUCAAAGACUGAAAAUUGCCAUAGGGGCAGCUAAGGGAUUGGCUUACUUGCAUGAAGAUUGCAACCCAAAAAUCAUUCAUAGAGACAUCAAAUCAGCAAACAUUUUAUUGGGUAGUGAUUUUGAGGCACAGGUUGCAGAUUUUGGUCUUGCCAGACUAAAUGAUACAACUCAAACACAUGUUUCAACUCGUGUGAUGGGAACAUUUGGGUACCUGGCUCCAGAGUAUGCUCAAAGUGGGAAGCUAACUGAUAGAUCCGAUGUGUACUCGUUUGGGGUUGUUCUUCUAGAGCUUAUAACUGGGCGAAAGCCUAUAGAUUCAAGUCGUCCCCUUGGGGAUGAAAGCCUGGUUGAAUGGGCUCGUCCUCACCUUAUGCAUGCCAUGGAAACGGGAGAUCUUGGUGAGCUAGUCGAUCCUCGACUAGAGAAGCGAUAUGUGGAAGCAGAAAUGAUGAGGAUGAUCGAGACGGCGGCUGCUUGUAUCCGCCACUCUGCUCCCAAGAGGCCAAGAAUGAUGCAGGUAGUGAGAGCAUUAGACAGCGAUGAAACAGGAGACCUCACCAACGGGAUGAAGUAUGGACAAAGCACAAUGUACAACUCUGGCCAGUACAACGAAGAGAUAAUGAAGUUCAGGAGGAUGGCACUAGGUUCAGAUGACAGCGGGGAGUUUGGCUACAGUACCGGAGAUUUCACCACAAGAGAGAUGUCUCACGGAGUACCAAUAGCCAAUUCCACUGGGGAUUACUCAAGCAGCGGGGAGUUGGAAACUCGAGCCAUUAAUAGACCCUCAUCAAGAAAUUGGUAGAAGAAGAUAAACCCCCCCCCCCCCCCCCAAUUAUCAUUCAUUCUAGUAACAAGAAAGAAAGAAACGGAAAAGGAUAAAAUGUUAAUCAAGUGCUUGAAACAUCAAUGUUCUUUACUCCAUUCCCUCCCUCCCUCCUUCCUUCCUUCCUUCCCUCCCCUCCCCUCCAACUCUUUUGCUCUCCAUGAAAUCUCGAGUUUCAUGAUGUAUAGAUAAAGGAAGUGAGGGUGUAACUCAGUGAAAAUCUUGUGGAAAUGUAAUUUUUCGGCACAAUGCAAUUUUCUCGUGAUCAUCUACCUAUCU